Messenger RNA from Anopheles stephensi (Asian malaria mosquito), 762 nucleotides. Its product is annotated as chymotrypsin-1-like. Gene Ontology annotation, molecular function: serine-type endopeptidase activity. The record is from RefSeq and is a predicted model, not a curated record. Gene Ontology annotation, biological process: proteolysis. The transcript has a single exon. Lineage: Eukaryota; Metazoa; Arthropoda; Insecta; Diptera; Culicidae. Bases 1 to 762 code for a protein of 253 amino acids.
AUGAAACUGUUGCUGAUAGUGACCUGUGCCAGCUUCAUCACAUUCUUCGCCCGAGCACAGCUACGUCAAGUCGGCGGUAAAGAUGUCUCCGUCCGUCAAUACCCGUUCGUUGCCGCAAUCGCUUACACACGACAGCUCGUAGGAAAUGGUGCGAUAAUUACCCCGAACUGGAUUCUAACCUCCGCCAGUGCCGUCUACCACUAUCCGGACAGCGAGUACAGCAUCGCGGUAGGUACGGACGAUUUUCACAGCCCGGCCAAUUGGCAUGAGGUGAGCAAAAUCAUCCGACAUCCGGAGUUUGUCGGAUGGGACAAUAACAUCGCGAUGGUACUGGUGCGUGAUACCGUCAAGUACGGUGACACCGUCAAACCGAUCAACAUUGCUACCAACUCUCCGGACACUGUUGAGGUGACGAUGUUAUCGUACGGGAAGAACGAGCACAGUACGACGCAUCUGCGUGCCGCAACCUAUACCCUGAUCUCGGACAAUGUCGAUUGUGUUGGGCUGCUGAAGGAGAGUGCGGCGAAGGAAAUUAUUUGGCGACAGCACGGUUUCUGUCUGAUACCACCACCCGGUACGGAGCAGGGCCAGUGGUACAACGAUGCCGGUGCACCGCUGGUUGCGCACGGUGAGCUGUACGCGGUGUUUGCGUUAGCGGAGCAUGAGGGCGGACUGAAUGAGGGUUCGGUUGCGAUCCGGGUUGCAAGCUAUCUGGGCUGGAUACAGGCGGUCAUGUUUAGCGGUAGUGAUUUUUUGAAAUAA